CUCUAGUGGCCAGUGCCGCCUUAGGAAAGCUGUAUAAUGAAUUUAUGAUCUCUUUUUUUCUUCUUCUUCUUCUGUAUUUGUCGACAUCCUUGUAAACAGAAACAAAAGAUCCAUUUGCUGGAAGAAGCCAUGUCACGGAAGAGAUCAACGUCAACCAAGUUUUGUUGAACAUGGAAUAUGACGAAUCGAUGGUUGAACUUGUGUGUUAAUUGGAUACAAAGUCUUUGCCCUUAGUGAAUGCUUAUGUCGGAGUUGAUAUUAUAGAUUGUUUUUUUAGGUUACCUAUGUAUGUGUUAGACUCGCACGCGUUGCGUCGUAUUUUAUCAACCAAGUGAUUAAAGUGAGUGAACCUACUCCUUUUUAGCACAGAAUUUUAAGUUAUGUUGGUGGUCUAACAAUAGCAGAACAGUGUAAUCGCCGCAUGGGUUGAGUAAUAGAACGAUUGAAUGUAUCAUUGCACUCCGUUUGAUUUGAAUGUAUCAUGAGAAGAUCCUGUGAUGGUAAAGGCACAUUAAAAGUGGGUUCAUGUUAUGCAGGACGACUCUUUGCCAAAGUGAUUACAGACCUAAAAUAUUUGACAAAUGCCCAUCCGAUUGAUUAUCAUUCAAUCAUUGUAUCGAUCGAUACACCUUCAUUUAUGUUAAUCAUUUUUAUUAACCGCUGCUACGAAUUUACUCUUAGAUGAUUAUACAGCAUCAACAAUGAAUAUAAGGAUAUAGAGAACAAUCUAAUUUAUGAGUCAUGAGUCACAAUUCAACACAAGCACUUGCACUACUCAUCCAAAUAGUUGGACAUUUAUAUUUACUUAUUAUAAACUAACUAAUAUAAAUUAGCUGAAAACAAGCCGCAAAAACACAGAGGGCCAAAAGGAGUGAGCUGGAAAUGGCGUUUCCGUAGUUUCCCACAACUCCAAGGGCUAAUAUUCCCCAAAUAUCCUAUUAGAUCCAUCCCACCGUCGCCACUGUCACUUUGUCUCUCUUAUACGGAAAGAGAGUCCUCCGCUCCCUCUCACCACCACCGCCACAGAAAUAAACUACCAGAGAGACGCAGCAAGAAGAAGAAGAAGAAAAUACCCCGCAAUCGGAGAAACAAAAACCAUGUCCCCAACCAAACAGAAGCACCGGAGCUCCGCCUCCACCUCGCCCAGAUCCACCGUCGAUGCCGCCACCGUACCCGACUGGAUCUCGGAAUCAAUCAACGGCGGAACCCUCCGCCACGUCGACCUCGAGACCGGAACCAACGGCUGGGCCUCGCCACCGGGUAAUCUCUUCUCCCUCCGCUCCAAAAACUACUUUACCAAAAAACAGAAAUCCCCCGGCGGCGACUACCUCCUCUCCCCCGCCGGGAUGGACUGGAUCAAGGCCUCCACCAAGCUCGAGAACGUCAUGGGCCGGCCCGACAACCGCGUCUCCCAGGCCCUCCGCCGGGCCCAAUCGGAGGGGGAAUCCCUCAAAUCCUUCGUCCUCGCAGUGAACCUCCAGGUCCCCGGGAAAGACCCGCACAACGCGGUCUUCUACUUCGCGUCCCCAGAUCCGCUCCCCGCGGGGAGCCUGCUGCACAAAUUCGUCAACGGCGACGACGAGUACCGGAACCAGCGGUUCAAGAUCGUGAAUCGGAUCGUGAAGGGGCCCUGGGUGGUGAAGAAGACGGUCGGGAAUCACAGCGCGUGUCUGCUGGGGAAGGCGCUCACCUGCAAUUACCACCGGGGGCCCAACUAUUUGGAGAUCGAUGUCGAUAUCGCGAGCUCGGCAAUCGCCACCGCGAUUCUGCAUCUGGCGCUGGGGUGCGUGACGAGCGUGACGAUUGAUAUGGGGUUCCUGGUGGAGGCGCAGGAGGAGGAGGAGCUGCCGGAGAGAUUGAUUGGAGCGGUGAGGGUUUGUCAGAUGGAGAUGUCGUCGGCCGCGGUGGUGGAGUCGUCGUCGCCGACGGCGAUGGCGACGGUGGUUGGGCGUGGGAUAGGGUUGGCGAAGGUCAAUCAUCAUGAGGACGAAGAUUGAUCGAUUGAAUUGAUUGUGGUAAAGGACACAACUGUAAUUGUUGACCAAAAUGCGGGGUUUAGAUUAUUAUUUUUUUGCGUUCGUUUUUGUAAUUUUGUUCAAUGAAUGUAACGCUUCGGUUAAAUGUUUUUAUGUGUGGGGGUUAGCGGUGGACAUUGUAGAUAAUAAAAGUGGAAACAUGAGUAACGACCAAUUUCUUCAAAAAUAAUUUUAUCUCGAAUGCGUGGAAGGAUAGAAAUCAUGUUGCGGAUUAUCUAGUCUAUUAACGACGUGACGAUUUAGGUCUUUAGAGUUUGGCAGAUAUCAGUUUGUAACGUGUUCGUGUUGUUUAUUCGAUAAAUCACGAGUAAUUUCGCCUAAGCCAAAACUGAAAUAUGGCGGGAGUAAGCUAGAGUGUGAAAUUGACCAAUUAGCUACAAAGAAUUGGGCUGCCAAAUGUGUUAGGGCAUUGUGGGUUGGUUGUGGAUUUAUAGAGAGGGAUUUGUGGAUGACAAAUUACUACAUAGGAGUGAUUGUACUUGGUCUUGUUUUUCUCAGCGGAAACAUGGGGUUAGUACAAAAUUAUGACGGUUUUGAUCAUUGUAGGUGGUUGGAUGGGAUAAUAUCAAUAUCAUAUUUUAGAAUCGGUGCGCUGAAGGGGAUCCUAACUCGAUUGGAUGCACCUUGACUAUGGUGCUCAUAGACAUCAACGUAGUUAGAGCGAGUGCGAGCGAUCUGUUAGCACGCUCUCACAAAGAUCGUGCGUGCACAGUAGCAAAAUCCGAUUUGACAUAUGUGUAAUUUGAGUGGAUGACCCCAUCUUCGAAGCCUCUUUCCCUUGGGAUAGAAAUGUUUUGUUCUCGUUCUUUUGCCGACCAUGUGAUCAGUCACACUAGUGGGCACCAAUUAUGGUCUUAGGAGCUUAAUCAGUCAUGCGAUCAUUCGAUGUUUAAUUAGACUAACAUACUAUAGAGAUUAUUAGUAUGGUUACGCAGACAUAAUUAGGUUAUCAUUUUGACACGUCAAUGAUUGUUGGAUUACACGUUUUCAAUUUCAUGAUAGGAUGUUCUAAGUUUCUAACCCUAUUCAGCUUUUUCGAAUACAAGCGGAUUGAGAGUAGUAGUGUAGUACGCAUUGUGGUGGUUAGGAAUAUAUUCGCAUUGCUGGU
Molecule: messenger RNA, 3144 nt
Organism: Linum trigynum
Lineage: Eukaryota; Viridiplantae; Streptophyta; Magnoliopsida; Malpighiales; Linaceae
Source: the annotation of a GenBank genome assembly